This is a messenger RNA of Amorphotheca resinae ATCC 22711, 572 nucleotides long. RefSeq lists its product as hypothetical. The transcript has 3 exons. Lineage: Eukaryota; Fungi; Ascomycota; Leotiomycetes; Helotiales; Amorphothecaceae. The coding region runs from base 70 to 435 and encodes 121 amino acids. The record is from RefSeq and is a predicted model, not a curated record.
UCGUGAAAUGGAAUAUUGUAAACUCUUCCAAUACUCCUCUAUCAACAAGUCUUCUAUCAUCGCGGCACCAUGUGCAUAGUUUUUACUUGUGGGCAGCAUGAAUUCUCCUCUCAGCUUCAAGGCGCUGAAGGACUGCUUUGCCAGUGCCAUAACUGUGGCAACUGGUCGGCCUCGGUGGUCAAGCGUCAUCCUUGGUUCACCUUCUGCUUCGUACCGGUCCUCCCACUCAGCAUACACGGUUAUGAGGAUGUCAUCUGCUCCAUCUGCAAUUUCGCACAGCCAUUGGCAAACCGGGGCGACGUCCUCGAACAAAUGCGCUUGAUGCAGCAGAACGGAGGGGCGCUGCCCUUGCAGAACCGCGGUCCGCCUCCUGGGCCGCCUCAAGGUUGGGGAGGUGGGCCACCGAAAGAGCAGCCGCAUAUGCAGUAUGGAUGAUGCGUGGGGUUCUGGAGAAGCGUUUGGGGUACAGGGAAACUGAAAGGCAGCAGCGAACUAUCAUAAUCUUGAUUGGAGGCAGAAGAGUUGGGUAUCGGCGUUCCUAGGAUAACCAUCCUGCUGGGCCGGCGUUUGAU